Molecule: messenger RNA, 703 nt
Organism: Camponotus floridanus (Florida carpenter ant)
Lineage: Eukaryota; Metazoa; Arthropoda; Insecta; Hymenoptera; Formicidae
Gene: hoka
Exons: 4
Coding region: 314-601 (95 amino acids)
Source: RefSeq, a predicted model, not a curated record
AUCAUAAAAGAAUUAUUUGCAAGUUUUAUUCCAAUGUAUUAAUUAGGCAAUGACAAUUAAACAUUCGUAAUCCCUAGUCGAUAUUGUUCUAUAUUCGAGCAACAUUAGCAUCGUGAGAAAUCGUGUUAACGAACAAAAAUGUAUCUUGUUAUCUCGAAAUAGAUAAGCUGUACUCAUACACUCAUUUAUCCAUAUCUCUUAUCAAAGGUGUGAUUCAGUACGCAUUACGUAGACACUGCAGUAUAGUUAAUUGCGAGAGCGACUUGGUAUUCUUUCUUUUUUUCAACGUGUAUCGAUAUUCUUUCCCAGAGAAAUGUAUUCGAAAAAGCUUGUGUGCUACCUAACUAUCGGUUUACUUCUGAUGGGGAUAUUCUUGGAAGAAGUCGAAGCGAGACGCAAAAUUUUGAGGGGUCGUAAGACAAUAACCAGACGUUAUUACAGAGGUACAGCUAUACCAGCUUGGGCCAUAAUUGUUUUGACAGGGUUCGGCAUGUUACUGCUCGGUGGUGGACUUUACGUUUUAUUGCAAAAAUUCGUGGUCGACGCCGCUGACACUGUGGACACUCACACCUAUCAACCCGCGUUGCAGCUCGAAAGUUAAAUCGAUUUGCGAUGACAUACUCUGCCAAGAGAAAAAUAAUCCUUACCUCUUUACCCACAUUAUAUAUUAUCAGGCGAUAUAAAAGUGUUUGAGAUACUGCUU